Molecule: messenger RNA, 2316 nt
Organism: Eriocheir sinensis (Chinese mitten crab)
Lineage: Eukaryota; Metazoa; Arthropoda; Malacostraca; Decapoda; Varunidae
Product: proton myo-inositol cotransporter-like
Exons: 12
Coding region: 670-2316 (548 amino acids)
Biological process (GO): transmembrane transport
Cellular component (GO): membrane
Molecular function (GO): myo-inositol:proton symporter activity
Source: RefSeq, a predicted model, not a curated record
GGGAUAUUUCAGAUAUUUAUCUUUAUUAAUGAUGUUCAUUCGUAUUCUGUUUUCUAAUUUUCCUCAAGCAAUGAAUGCUGAUGAAUGCAUUAUAUACAUAUUUUUUUUAUAUUAUCAGGCAUUAUAUAAAAUUAUUAGUUUUUGCUGCCCAAACCUACUUUGACAACUAGACUAUACUUCACUUUCAUAACAUGGACACGUCUGUAACAGGUAAACACGGUCUUCACUUGUGCCCAUUAUAUUUAAUCUGCGGAGGACUGGCUUGAUAUCAUUAUCGAGAACCUGCAGUGUCAUUUAUUUCUUUAAGUAUUUUCAUUAUUUUUAUUUAUUUAACGAAGUGUUUAUUAAAGAUAAACGAUGUGUGUUAACGGCAUGUAAAAAAGUUGACCAUAUUGUGGAAUUUUAGGGUUAACGAUUUAACGGUUUUAUUAAAGGAAACAGCGUUGACUGACCUGUAAAAUCUCCGGCCUAUCGUAAAUGGCGUUACCUCUCCGUUAACGAUUUAACGGUUAACGGCGUUAAUUUUUGGCUCACGAUGCCCAACACUGAUGCUACAUCGCUAUCCCCACGUGUCUUAAGCUUCCUCAUUAAUUCGCCUUUUCAGUUCUCAGCUUCCCUGCCAAACUUCAUCACCCCAGCACGCACUGCCGCUGCCCUGAGUUCUGAGUGAUGGCGGGGCAGGCAAGCAACGGCGUCAACUGCAACCUGGUGUUAGCGGCGCUGCUCACCUCUGUCGGUGGAUUCCUUGCAGGCUACGAGGUUAUUUUGUUUUCCGCAUGUCUCAUUCACAUCAGGGAGGAGCUCCAUCUGACGGUCCUGUGGCUGCAGAUCCUCGGUGCCAUCAUUUACAUCGGCGGAUGUGUUGCAAGCCUAUCAUCAGGAGUAUUGUCAGAGUUUUUUGGUCGGAAGUUUGUGAUAAUUUCGUCCAGCGUGACCUACAUCGUCGGGGCGGUGGUGGUGGCCACUUCGUACACUCAACAGCAGAUCCUGGCGGGCAGACUCAUCACGGGCCUUAGUUUGGGUGCCAUUACCAUGUGUGUGCCCAUCUUCUUGAGCGAGAUCUCCACCACCACCAUAAGGGGGCCCAUCACAAUCCUCUACUACGUCCUCUUCAGCCUUGGUCUGCUGGCGGUGACGCUCAUGGGAGCAAGUUUAUCAACAUUACCACAAGGAUGGAGAUAUAUGCCUGUGGUUGGAAGCUUCGUGGCUCUACUGCAGUUCGGUUUCUUCUUCUUCGUUCCAGAGAGCCCUCGAUGGUUAAUCUCUAGAGGAAGGGUGGAGGAGGGUCGAGAGGUACUACUUUCCCUACGACUCAAGAAUUAUCCAUCAGAGGCCGAGGUGAACUCUAUUAAAGCUGACGUGGACGCCAACGUUGACAAGCGAGGUUUCCGGAAUCUCUUCAAGGCCGCCUCUGUCCGCAAGGCGCUGCUGGUGGGGUCGCUGCUACAACUGUCCCAGGCCUUCUCGGGCUUCUUCACCAUCACGUUGUACAGCACCACCAUCGUCACCAUGACCGGGCUGGCAGGACGGACGGGUGCCAUGUGGGUGGUGACCGGCAUUGUGAGCGUGGGCUUGUGUGGACUGGUAGUGGGGCUGGCACUGGUGGAGAGGGUGGGUCGCCGCCCCCUCGUGCUAGCCUCCCUGCUAGGCAUCGCCAUCUCCCAUUUGUUCGUGGCCAUCACCCUCCACGUGUUGUAUGACUACAGCCCUGGCGUCCAGCUGCCGGCCGCCGACCCUCAGUGUGAGGCCAAUACGUGUUCCAGUUGCAUCUACAGGAGUGGGUGCGGCUUCUGCUUCUCGGGCGGGGCGGGCGACGAGCAGGACACCGCCUGCGUGUUGGCCGACUCUGCCGACUAUUAUCGUCGCGCCGUGUCCGGGUCGUGUUCCAACGCCACGUUGCUGGGCGAGGGCGCCUACACCUUCGCCUACAAGUGGUGUCCCCACCCCCAGACGUGGCUCAUCCUCUUCGGCAUAUCACUCCAAAUCUUCUUUUAUUUCCUGGGGGUGGGUCCGCUGGCGUGGACUAUCAACAGCGAGAUCUUCCCUUGGUGGACUCGCUCCAUGGCAGUCAGCAUCACCAGCGCUGUCAACUGGGCCGGCUGCUGCGUCCUCGGGCUCAGUUUUCUCUCGCUCAUGGAGGCCAUCUUCAUGCAUGGAGUGUUCUACCUACUGACGGGGGUGAACCUUGUGUUUCUGUUGGUGUUCUACUUCAUCCUGCCGGAGACGGCGGGCGUGAGUCUGGAGGACAUGGAAAAGCUCUUCAGGAUGCAUCUCGGAACACUCGGCCUGAAGAAGAACCGUGUGGCAUCCGAGUGA